AUGCUCCCGUUCCAUUUCUGGCGGACGGUGUUCACACUGCUUUCGUCGGUCAAGCAGCAGGAGGUGCUGCGUGUGGCUGCAGUUCAUCUACACCAAUUGAACGGAGUCAACCUGUCUACGGCCAUCCAUCGCCUGGCCCGGGCAUGUGAAAACUCCAAGGCAAAUGCGAGCCGGGUCAAGACAGAUCCCGUCUUCUUGCUGAUGAUCGAGGUGGCAGAGCUCAAAGCUCAGCAGGAGCUGCUUGGCCAGACGGACAGCAUGCCUGGCAACUGCUGCACCAUCAUCACCUGGUCCUGCGCUAUCCUCCGGUUCUUCCGACCCAAGCUUUUCACAGCUCUGGCUAGGGACUGCCAAUGCUACGAAGUCACUAACCUAUUGUGGAGCUUCGCGGAGCUUUGCAAGCGACAGCCGCAGAUGGCGGCUGAGCUCGAAGCAAACAUACAGGAGCUUGUGGAGGCCACUGCAAGCUACUUUCUCCGCCGAAGCCCACAGGGGUGGAAGAUCCAAGUGCUGGUCUCGGCAUUGGUGUCAUUGACCUGCAUGCCGUGCAAGGACUUUUGCACAAAGUGGUUCAUCGUCAGCAUCGUGCAGGAACUCGCGGAGCGCAGCGACGAGGCACAGGGUGCCAACCUGUUGCCCGUGGUGACUGCAUUUGACACCCUCCGCACCAAGCACGUGAAGGUCUUCCGCGAGAUUUCAGGUGCAAUGACUGCGAAAUAUCCCAAUUUUGUUGCUCGCUACAUGUACGGUGGUGAUCGCCAAAAGGGGAAGGCACACAUAAGGCCCAAGUCAUCAAAACGAGUCGAAGGCUCGUAA
Messenger RNA from Symbiodinium pilosum, 816 nucleotides. The record is from the annotation of a GenBank genome assembly. Lineage: Eukaryota; Dinophyceae; Suessiales; Symbiodiniaceae.